Messenger RNA from Pelodiscus sinensis (Chinese soft-shelled turtle), 4993 nucleotides. NCBI's taxonomy places the organism in Eukaryota, Metazoa, Chordata, Testudines, Trionychidae. The record is from RefSeq and is a predicted model, not a curated record.
GUCAGGGCUCCUGGAUUAUACUCUCCCCGGAGCAUUUAGGAAACUGACUCGUACAGAAAUGCCCUGGCUUGUCUGCUCAACAACAGGCCGCUGGAGCACAUCUUCCGCUCUCUGUGCUGGCUUCCCGUAGAAUAUCCAGUCCAGAGCAAGGUCUUCAAAGCACUGCCAGGCCCAGGCCAUGUGGCUCUAUAACAUCGAAAGCUCCGGGAGGAAGCCUUUGGUGGACAGCUCUGCUCCUCUGGUCUGAAGGACUCUCGAUGAUAAGAGCAAAGCUGGUCCGGGUGUGGGGGGAGUCGUCUCUGAGAGUGGUCUGAGACUGCAGACUGAAUUCCCCCAGAAACUAUGGACUGUCACAAAACUCCCCACCAGCCAUUUCAAAUGCAAGGCGCAUUUCCUUGACCUGCUUUCGGUACACACACCAACGAAUACCUGUGUAUUAAAAGAAAAAAGACCCCCCCCUAUCAAAACCAGAUAGUCUGCUGCACGGUACUUCUCCGUCUGCGGAGAGGAGGAGAGAACAGCACGCGAUGGAUGUGAAGUCAUGGUGCACUGCUGGAAGGCACACUGAUACUAUGGCACAAGUGGCAUUUCUGCAGGGAGAGAGGAAGGGCCAGGAGAACCUCAAGACAGACCUUGUGCGCAGGAUAAAGAUGUUGGAGUAUGCCUUGAAGCAAGAGAGGUCAAAAUACCACAAGCUGAAGUUUGGAACAGAGCCGAACCAAGGGGAGAAGAGAGCGGAUCCGUCAGAGCCAGUUUCCAAUGGCCCAGCGGAAACGUCUUCACUGGAAAGCAACCCACUGGUGUGGAAAGAAGGGCGCCAGCUGCUCCGGCAGUACCUGGAAGAAGUGGGCUACACAGACACCAUCCUGGACAUGCGCUCCAAGCGAGUGCGCUCCCUGCUGGGCCGUUGCUCCGUGGAGCUGAACGGCGCCGUGGAGCCUAGCGCCGUGGGGCCGAGCCCUGCCCCGGGGCCCGCUGGGCUGAGUGGGGGAGAGUCCUUACUUGUCAGACAGAUCGAGGAACAGAUUAAAAGGAACGCUGGGAAGGAGACGAAGGACCGGAUGAGCAGCUCGGUGAUCGACAAAAUCCCCUUCCUCCAGAACUGCGAGGAUGAGGACAGUGAUGAAGAGGAGGAUCAGGAGGGCCUUCCUCUUGAGACCCAGCGGCAGCACAAGAAACAGCGAGUAAAGCUUGCCACGAAGCCCCUGAUGCCGGAGGUGGAAGACGAGGACGACGACGAAGACUCGGAGGACGCCUUGAAUGAAUUUGACUUCCUGGGCUCUGGGGAGAACGGCGAGGGCUCGGGGGACGCCCGGCGCUCUGGAGAUGGCACUGAGCUCGAGAGCCAGAGAGUUAAGCUUCAAGGCAUACUUGCUGACCUCCGGGACGUCGAUGGGCUCCCUCCUAAACCAUCCAUUCCAUCUGCCAUCUCCAGUCACCUCAGGUCUCACGAAGGGUCGCUUGGCUUCUCCUCGGACGUGUUUAUCAUGGACACCAUUGGCGGAGGGGAAGUGAGUCUGGGGGACCUGGCGGACCUGACCGUCGCCAACGACAACGAGCUCAGUUGUGACCUGUCGGACGGCAAGGACGCCUUUAAGAAGACCUGGAAUCCCAAGUUCACCCUCCGGAGUCACUACGACGGGAUCCGGGCCCUGGUUUUCCAUCACACCGAGUCCGCGCUGGUCACCGCCUCGGAAGACGGCACGCUGAAGCUGUGGAACCUCCAGAAGACCGUCGCUGCCAAAAAGAACGCCGCGUUGGAUGUUGAGCCGGUCUACGCCUUCCGGGCACACAGGGGCCCGGUGCUCUCCGUCGCCAUGGGCUGUAACAGCGAGUACUGCUACAGUGGAGGGACGGACACCAGGAUCCGCUUCUGGAAGGUCCCGGAUUUGGGCAUGGAUCCUUACGACAGUUAUGAUCCAGGAGUCCUCAGCAACGUGCUGGAAGGCCACACCGAUGCGAUCUGGGGCCUGGCGUUCAACGCUUCAAAGAAUCGCCUGGCGUCGUGUUCAGCAGACGGCACGGUCAGGAUAUGGGACCCUAGCGGGAACCCGCCCUGCCUCAGCACCUACAACACAGAGCGUGAGUACGGGAUCCCAACCUCUGUUGUGUUCGCCAGCACGGACCCCUCCCAUGUUGUGGCCGCCUUCCGAACGGGGAAUACGGUGCUGUAUGACCUGGAGACCGCCCGGCCCAUCCUGACGCUAAGCUGGAAAGGCGCGGUUGGCUUCUGUCAGAUCAAUCACGUCGUGAGCCACCCGAAGCAGCCCGUCACCAUCACGGCCCACGACGACCGAGGGAUCCGCUUCUUGGACAACCGGACAGGGAAAGCCGUCCACUCCAUGGUCGCUCACUUGGACGCUGUCACCUGCCUGGCCGUGGACCCCAACGGGGUCUUCCUCAUGUCGGGAAGCCACGACUGCUCGCUGCGCCUCUGAAACCUGGACAACAAGACGUGCGUGCAGGAGAUCACGGCCCACCGCAAGAAGCACGAGGAGGCCAUCCACGCCGUGGCCUUCCACCCCAGCAAGCCCCUGAUCGCCAGUGCCGGGGCCGACGCCCUGGCCAAGGUCUUUGUGUGAGCAGCGGAGGAUCCCACAGGUGGGUCCCCAGGACUCUCCAGAGGUGCUAACCCUGUCUGGCGAGGCGCAAUCCCCCCCACCUCCCCACAGCUCAGGACCUGCUGCCAAGGGGCGGCUCUUCGCAUCCAGUGGAGUGGCGAGGACACGCGUGGCUGGGGAGGGCAGGAGGGCAGCCCCGUGUGCGCCCCUCCUUGUGCCCGCAGGGCCCAGCAGCCAGACUGAAAUAUUCUCCGCUGGUUUCAAGGUCGCUCGUUUUAUUUCCCAGCCAACGAGCGGAAAGUGUUUAGGGCCAGGCACGGCUAACGGUGGGGAGGGACAGGCCCCACUGUUCCAUGACGUUGGGCACCUCUCCCUGGCCAAGCACCAGGGCCGUCCUUGCUGCCCCUAACUCACCUAGGCCGGGCUCUGCCAGGCCACAAAGUAACCCCCCAGACCGCAUGGUUCCCAGGCCCUCCAGAGCUGUCUCCUGCCUCCCGGAGCUGUGCUCUGCCGGCCCCCAGCCCAGCUGCUGCACUAGCUCUCGUCCCUCGUGUGCGGGGCUGGGGGCAGGCUUAGCGAGCACGGGAGAGCCGGGGGGGCACUGAGUGGAAGAGGGGGCCAGCUGGGCGGUUGCCCAGAGGGACCGGGGGUAAGAGGCCCUGUUGGGUUGCGUGGGCCAGGCCUGGAGCAAGGCAGUUCCCAGGGAGGAGGGUUACAGCGGAGGGGCGUCUGAUCUGGAGCAUUAGUCUCUAGGGCUGCUGCUGCCCUCAGCCCAGCUGUGCAGGCCUGCUGGCCUCCCAUGGCUGAGCUCCUCCUGGCCCUGGCCUACUUGGCGCUGCCCUGGAUCUCCGCUCCAGCGGGUCCUGGGAGGCAGCCCUCGGCCUCCUCCGUUCUCGUAGCAAUAAUCCCUUCCCGGCUGGGGCGGGGGUCUGCGUGUGACACUACUGCUCCCUUGGCACAGGGGUGCGCGUGCCUGCCCUGUGCCGGGGGGGCCUGCUCAUCCAUGCACGGUUCUCCAGCCCUCCUACUGCAGCCUUGUGCUCAGCCGGGCUCCUGGAGGGCUCCCCCCAGAACACUACACCCCCAUGCUGGUUCCUUGUCAGCACUGGACACGAGCAGGCUGGGGUGGUACCCGGGGGCUGCUCCGGUCACACACAUGCCCUCAGUAAGCCAGUGCCAGCCGGCUGCACGUUCCUCUGGGCAAGGGGGGGGGGGACAGCCCUGCAUGGAGCCCCCAGUGCUCAGCUGGUUUGGGGUAGAAUCCCCCUCGCCCGCAAUAAAAACCAUGUUGCUGGGGCUGAAACAGCUUCCCUCCCGCCCUCAGCCAGCGACCUACGCUCUGCCUCUAGGCUCUGCCACGGGCCACCCCCAGCUGCAUCUACCCAGGGCGAGUGUGUGUGGGGGGGGAAUGUGAAGUAGCAGUCGUCGUCCCCCCAAUCACUAAUCCACCACUCCCACUGAGGGGACGGUUUAGCCUGCGGGGCAGUGGGGCCUAAUGGUUAGGGUCUGCUGCGAGUCAGGACUCCUGGGUUCUGUUCCCAGCUCUGGGAGGGGAAUGGGAUCUAACGGGGCAGGGCUCUCCUGCGUUCUGCUCCCACUCCAGCUGUCCUGGGGGGCUGCAACUCUUCCUCUCCGGCCCCUGUGUGCAAAGUGCAUGGUGCUGCUGCGUGUUCCCCUCACCGCCUCAGGAACCACCUCCCACGUCUCAGCAAGGGCAGCUUCCACACGUGGGCCGGGCCCCGCCCUGUCCACCCCCCUGAGGUGGAGCAGGAGGGCCCCAGAGCCUGUGCCAUGCAGAAUCCCAUGACAACACAGAGGAGGGGGGAACUAAAGCUCAAUUGGGUGGCAGGGCUUUUCCAAACCUUUCCACGGCGGCGCGGGUGGGGGCUGAUUCCACCAUGGCCGCAGGGGUGCAGGUCCCUGCGUCCUGUCGGUAUCCAGUGCCCUCUCUUCUUCCUUUCAUCUUAUCACCUGUAACAAAGAAAAUCUCCUUGUAUAUUCUGUACAAACGAAAUCCGAUGGAAACCGAACCCAGAGACACCUCAAGGGCUGACGCUAACGUGACCACAAACCAUGUUAUCACUGUGUGAUAGUCUACUGCUGGCAUUUUCAAUCCGGCUAGCGCGGGCCGGCUGCCAGCUCUGGAGACUAGCCGCCCUCUGGCAGUCCGGCCGUGUCAAGGCGGGGGAGCGCCCCAUGAAAUCGAGUCGCUAGCCGCUCUUGAAAACCUCGGCCUACGCCCCCAAUAUACUGUAUGUAUCUGUGUGCUGUAUUUAUCCAAACUGAGAGCACUCGCCUUUUUAAUGCCGUUGAACUUUUUAUUGUAUAUUUAUUUGACCUCUUUGGGUUUUUUUUGUCCUGUUUUAAUCACAAGACUGAAUCGUAUGUGAAAAAUCUGCCUCAAUAAACCCCCCUUUGGAAUAAGAAGCAAG